Silurus meridionalis is the source of this 4795-nucleotide messenger RNA. It is a transcript of the gene urad, whose product is annotated as ureidoimidazoline (2-oxo-4-hydroxy-4-carboxy-5-) decarboxylase. Gene Ontology annotation, biological process: allantoin metabolic process. Bases 2621 to 3145 code for a protein of 174 amino acids. Gene Ontology annotation, molecular function: carboxy-lyase activity. Lineage: Eukaryota; Metazoa; Chordata; Actinopteri; Siluriformes; Siluridae. The transcript is spliced from 3 exons. The record is from RefSeq and is a predicted model, not a curated record.
UAAGACAAGAAAAAAUAAAUCAGUCUCAGGCUUUUAUUUGGGACACCACUCGUCAACAUCUGCCUCUGGUUUGGGAGUCUGCCAUACUGGUCUCGGGCUUGAACUUGUUUUCGGGAGGGUUCCUUUCCGGCCCCUUGCUUGUUUUGGGAGUCCGCCUCUUUGGCCUCAUUUUUUUGGCUUGAAAAACCGCCAAAACGGCCUCAGGCUUGGUUUGGGAGGCUGCUUCGUCAUCGUCAGAUUUUUAAAGUUGCCUUGUUGUCCUUGGACUUGGGACUGGUUUGGCAGUGUGCCGUGUCAGUCGUGGUCCUGGUUUUUGAGGCUGCCUUCUCAGCUGAGGUGCCUCGUUUGCUUUGGAUUUACAGCUAAAAAAAACUGCGUAUCAUCCUGAAGAGAUUGUAGCAGCCCAGAAAAAUGUUUGCAGCUGUAGUUAUUAUUUUCAGUGACUUUUUUAAACCACUAUUUUCAUCAGUGUCUGUAGGAUUGGGUCCCAUGUUGAUCACAUAAUGAAGUUCAAAAUGCUGGUACACAAGUUGUUGUGGCAUGUAGAUGGUAAUUUGAUGAGCCUUUGCAAUAUUCAUUGUUUCCUUUUCUGCAGAAGAGUGUUUAUCUCAAAAAGUUUAGAUCAGUGGAGAAAUGGCUCGAUCACAAUCACCCUAAAUACAGGUCUAUUGUUUGUACUGUUACUAGUUCAAAAUUCAGGGCCUCUUGCGCCUCAGGCUUAGGAGUGGCUUCUGAGGCCAUUUGGUUGGCAUUAGGCAUGGUUUUGGAAGUCUGCCAAGUCUGCCUCAGCCCUGGGAUUGGCUUGGGAAACCUGAGUCAUCGGCCUUAGGCUUGUGUAUGACUUGGAAUUCUGCUUCCUCACCCCAAGCUUGGCAGGAGAGGGAGCCACUUUGGCAUAUGGCCAACUACAUAUGACUAGCAUGCGGCCUAUAGAACUUUCUGUAUCUUCUGAACCCUGCUGCAACACCACCAUACACAGAUGAGGACAUUUUAACUCACAGAUUUUCAUUUCAGAAGAUCUCUGGGCUUUUAUAGUCACUUACACCAUGUUCACAGAAACAAGUGUUGGUCAAUUUUUCAAAUUUCAGGUAAAAGGAGUGCAGAAGAAGAAUGCUGUAAUUCAACAAUUUAUGGUUCAGAAGAUCAGACGAGGGCCAGCUGUAUUAGUAACAUUCAUAUCCAAAAACAAUAUUUAAUAUAUGAAUUUCAGGUAAGAGCACACUACAGCCCUGGUUGCAGGCAAAUGUUAAGUAAAAAGAAAGAUAUGAAAUUAUGUAUGGAGAUUUACUCAUUCAACAACCAUUGCUUGUUGCCACAGGAUUCUGAGUACAGCAUUCAGGAAUUUUCAGUUUUCUAGUUGUGCACUUCUGCAGUCAGUAUAACUAGUUACAUCAUACCUUGGCUACCAGAGACAUUGAUGUAAUACACUCAAGUUUUUAGAAACAGAAUUUUUUUGAAAAAAAAAAAAAAAAAAGAAAUAAUUAAAUUAAAAACUGUACAUAUUUUAUAUAAACAAUAAUUUAAUCAUGACAGGAAAUAAGACAAGAAAAUACUGAAUCAGUCUCAGGCUUUUAUUUGGGACACCACCCGUCAACCUCUGGCCUAGUUUGGGAGUUCGCAUCAUCUGCCUCUGGUUUGGGAGUCUGCAUCAUCUGUCUCUGGUUUGGGAGUCUGCCAUACUGGUCUCGGGCUUGAACUUGUUUUGGGAGGGUUCCUUUCCGGCCCCUGGCUUGUUUUGGGAGUCCGCCUCUUUGGCCUAAUGUUCUGGCUUGAAAAUCCGCCAAAACGGCCUCAGGCUUGGUUUGGGAGGCUGCUUCGUCAUCAUCAGAUUUUUGAGGUUGCCUUGUUGUCCUCGGACUUGGGACUGGUUUGGCAGUGUGCCGUGUCAGUCGUGGUCCUGGUUUUUGAGGCCGCCUUCUCAGCUGAGGUGCCUCGUUUGCCUCAGAUUUACAGCUGAAAAAAUCUGCGUAUCAUCCUGAAGACAUUGUAGCAGCCCAGAAAAAUGUCUGCAGCUGUAUUAAUUAUUUUCGUCAACUUUUUUAAACCACUAUCUUCAUCAGUGUCUGUAGGAUUGGGUCCCAGGUUGAUCACAUAAUGAGGUUCAAAAUGCUGGUACACAAGCCGUUGUGGCAUGUAGAUGGUAAUUUGAUGAACCUUUGCAAUAUUCAUUGUUUCUGUCAGCUGUUCAGGUUUUAGGAUCCAAGGCGGAUGCGAAGAAGAGCAGGGCCAGAAAAGCGAGCGUGCAGAGCCGAUUCAGGGAGCCGAAGUGCACGGAGCACGAGGAUGCCGAGCCGAAGUCGGAGCGCGUUGAGCGUGAGCAGAGCCGAGCUGGGACCCGGAACGCGUUGAGAUCGAGCAGCGCCGAGCUGGAAGUCGACAAGUGUUGCGCGCGAGCAGAGCAGAGCCGAGCCGGGCCGGGCCGGGUACCGGAGCGCGUUGAGCGUGAUCAGAGCAGAGCCGGGAACCGGAGCGCGUUCAGCGCAAGCAGAGCAGAGCUGUAACGCUGAGGGGAGAGUCUGGAAAACAGGCCCGGUUGGGAAGCCGGAGGACAGAAUAGUCCAACGGAAACAGGCCAUUAACCCUGCUGGAAUUUCCCCUCUGCUUUUUUACACUGGAUGCCAUGGACAUCAAUGCUGUGAACGCACUCUCAUUUGAGGACUUUUUGGAAAUAUUCGGGAACGUGAUUGAGAAAUGUCCUAUCAUUCCAGCUGCGAUAUGGAUCCAUCGUCCUUUCAAAAGCCUAGCGGACCUUGAGGCUCACAUCUCUGACUUCAUCGACAGUCUGCCUGAAGCAGGUAAGGAGGGAAUCCUGCGAUGCCACCCAGACCUGGCGGGCAGGGAGCUGCAGAGCGGUGCGUUAACCCGGGACUCACAGGAGGAGCAGCACGCGGCUGGAUUUACCGACCUGCGCCCCGAGGAGGUGUCGCACAUGCGCAGCCUCAACUCUGAGUACAAACAGCGCUUCGGCUUCCCUUUCGUCAUCUGCGCACGCCUGAGCGGCCAGCGCGACAUAACGCGCGAGCUGCAGCGCCGCCUCGGCGAAGGCCGCGAGGCGGAAAGAGAGCAUGCUAUCGGAGAGGUGAAGAAGAUAUGUGCACUGCGACUGCGCAACCUCGUGCUCUCUGACCCCCCGAACAAGCUCUGACCUCACGUCACGGGGCCGUGCAUGAACUCCACGUAGGCGAUCACGUCAGAAGCCGAGAUAAUUGAUUUGGCGUUUGCAUUGCAUUGCAGAAUUGAACACUAUGCAUAGUGCACUAUGAAGAAAGUGUCAGGACAACGUGCAUAGUGUCUUUUAAAGGCAUUAUAACAUGAAGUUAAAUGUAAUCACGCUCAUCAUCAAAACUAAAGUCCGUGUUUCGAACAUAUAAAUAAUGCAUGUCUUGUUAAUGAUGCAUCAUUAGAUAAUUAAUUACAAACAGCAAAAUGACAUCCUACCUCAAUCUCCUGUCAUGGAGAAUAUUUUCAUCGAAUGUCGUUCUGAAAAUGAUUUAAAUGCCUAAUGCCAUCUUCACCAAAAUCUGUUUAUUGGUGUGUGUUACUAAGUUUCACAGAACAUUGCAAAAUAAAAAUGCACGUGAUCAGCAUCAGAUGCACUGAUAAUGUACAGCAGCCUGGUUCAAAUAUACAAAAUAAUGCAGAACAUAACAUGAGAACAUAUAUAAUAUAACGUGAAAAAAUAUUUAGAUAAAUAUACAGUUUUAUAUGGCAAUCGCCUAGGAAUAAAUUAGACUAAUAUUUGCUAAAUCACCAUUAUCAGUAUUUUGUCAUUACAGUAUUCUAUAUGGAACUUUUGAAAGCUGAAAUAAAAAGGCAUUCUUAGGAAAAUAUAAAGUCGCUUACUGCCCUCUAGUGGCCAAAGCACAGACUGCAGGUCGCCUAAUAUCCAAGUACAGAUUUAACCAGACAGAAAUUCUACAUCUUUACUAAAAAUAAUAUCAGGGUUAGAAAUGUAUAUAUAUAUAUUACCAAUCAAUUUGUAUUUAAAUAUAGAAGUAUGGGAUGUGUGCAAAAAUGGCCCUCUCUGGAAUAUUACGAUGUGUGGUCUAGUAUAAAAACACCUGGCAGAAUAACGUCAUCAAGGUAUAAAAUAAAUUGGAUAUAAUAAAAAAAAAAAAAAAGAUUUGGAUUGUAUUAGGCAGGCCGCUUAAUCUGUAUUUUCAAAGUUAUAAAAAUGCCACUGCUUGUAAGUUAUACAAAUAAAAGAAAUUCUUGUGAGUAUUGCAGCAGUGAAUGAGAGGCUUGAAUAACAUUAUUACAGAUGUGCAUCAACAGUUUAACACAAAAAUCAGUUGAAAUGUAAUUGAACCAAAACUUGUAAAUGUAGAAUGCAUCAUCCAUGACCUGUAGAGGUCACUUUAUUGUUUAUAAUAAAAAAUCCAGCUUGGUCUAACUUUAAAGAGCAACUAAAGCAUAGGCCUAGAUUCCUCAAACUGGUGUAAUAAAUGCUUAACGGAAAUGCACAGUGGACAAACCAGUGCUUUUUCUUAUAUAUAGUUUUUAUAAAAUCUCACUUUUCAUUCUUGAGUGUAGUGAAGAUGGAAAAAUGACUUGCAGCUUGAAAACAUGGUCUACCACUAGGUCCAGUUCGGGACAUGUUUGGCAGCUGGUAUCUGCUCAGGACUUUCAGUAAACAGAUAAAAUCUGCAUCUCAUUUUAUUUUUUAAUAAAGAACUUUUAGCUCGGAUUAAAUGGUGUGUCCAGUGCACUAUUUUAUAAAAUACAUUUUGGUCAGGUGAGACACUGAAUCUCAUCUGUAUAUAUUUCAGAAAUAAGAAAUAAUUGAAUAAUUGAA